Molecule: messenger RNA, 3065 nt
Organism: Magallana angulata
Lineage: Eukaryota; Metazoa; Mollusca; Bivalvia; Ostreida; Ostreidae
Exons: 3
Coding region: 72-407 (111 amino acids)
Source: RefSeq, a predicted model, not a curated record
GUGUCAUUAUGAAUUAUAUAAGAGAUGAAGGAAAACAUUUGCCAUCUUAAUUCCAAAUUCGAAGAGACACGAUGUUCAUGAUCUUAGUUAUUCUGGUGGUUCACGUUGAUGCGCGGUGCGGGGUGUCAGAGGGGGUAGUGCAGUGCCGGGACUGGAGGGAGUUUGAGCGCGGUAACUACCCCAUGGCCAAUUUCCUCAUCUUGGAGAGGGCAGUGGGAGAGAUCAACAUUGAGGGAUAUCCAGCACUGACCAGGCUGGUCAUCCACGAUCCACAAGCUAAUUGCGAUGACAUCACAACAAACCCCUGGACGACGGUCCGUAUAGGCUCCCUCACUUGUCAGAACGCCCAGCACAGCAGUGGGGUCAAAAACAUGGUUACAACAAUCAGACCAAUGAUGUGUGGUUAAGUUCCCGGGUCAUUAUGAUCGAUUCUACCCCUAGAGGGCCUAGAUUUCGCCAGGUAUGUUUUUAUCAUUUUGAUUUUUUUCUAAUUUCUAUUUUUGAAAUUGUAAAUAUUCUACGAUCAACAAAGAAAUGUAAUAUAUAAACCAUCGAUUAAACAACAAAUGUUAAUGAAUGACAAACACAUUCAUGAAAAUUAUGUUAAUAAAAAAAUGUAAAUAUGCAUUUUUUUGUAGGUGAGGAGACGAAUUAACUUCUCUUCGGAGGAUGGGGAUGGCGCAUGCGCAACCCGCACACCUGCAGCGUCCCCCCAAAUUCCUGCAGAUACGACCAUAACCGAGGAAAGUCUUCAGCAACGAGUGCUGAGACUCGAAGAAAGUUUGGAGGCGCUGCGAAAGGAGAUGGAAGGGAGGAGAAUCCUCCGGAAGUUGAAUGUUUGUAAUUUUUGCCAACAUUAAACUGUUUUAAAUUUCAACCUGUCUUUUUUUCAAUUCUGUUAACGGUUGAAACAGACUGUAACAAUGUACUCAAAAUUUACAAAAGAACCACUGACACAAUAAUACAAAGAUUACAAAUAAUUCAUUAUUUUAAGGAUGAUCUAACCAUGAUUAUCUAGAGGACCUGUUUUUUAAAAAAAGAACUUACGACUACGACCAAAUUUAAUUCUGCUAAUAACUUUUUUUGGUAUAUAUAUGUUUUUUUGUUAUAUGUUUUUUUUUUCUCGUAGUCGUAAAUUCUUUCUUUAGAAAAUACAGGCCUCAGUUUUUCCUUUGUUUUAUACAUCCUUAAGUUUUCUUGUCCCUUUCAUUACAAUAUAAUUUAUCUUUUCCAGACCAUAGCCGAAGAAAGUCUUCAGCAACGGGUGCUGAGACUUGAAGAAAGUUUGGAGGCGCUGCGAAAGGAGAUUGAAGGGAGGAGAAUCCUCCGGAAGUUGAAUGUUUGUAAUUUUUGCCAACAUUAAAAUGUUUUAAAUUUCAACCUGUCUUUUUUCAAUUCUGUUAACGGUUGAAACAGACUGUAACAAUGUACUCAAAAUUUACAAAAGAACCACUGACACAAUAACACAAAGAUAACAAAUAAUUCAUUAUUUUAAGGAUGAUCUAACCAUGAUUAUCUAGAGGACCUGUUUUUUAAAAAAAGAACUUACGACUACGACCAAAUUUAAUUCUGCUAAUAACUUUUUUUUGUAUAUAUAUAUUUUUUUGUUUUAUGUUUUUUUUUUGCUCGUAGUCGUAAUUUUUUUUUUAAGAAAAUACAGGCCUCAGUUUUUCCUUUGUUUAAUACAUCCUUAAGUUUCUUGUCCCUUUCAUUACAAUAUAAUUUAUCUUUUCCAGACCAUAGCCGAGGAAAGUCUUCAGCAACGGGUGCUGAGACUCGAAGAAAGUUUGGAGGCGCUGCGAAAGGAGAUGGAAUAUGUCUAUAUAUUUGAAUAAAAUCAUUUUUAUUAAAAAAUCAGAUUUGUUUCUCUUUUUUAAUACACUUUAUUACUCUGAAUAGUUUUAAUAUAUAAUUAGUAUUAUUGUUUACAUGAGAACAAGUGUGAUCAAGCUGUUACAAGAGUAUUUCGCCGAGAGUCACGAUUGUGUAAUAUACUCAAUACAAUUGAUAUUUCAAGGUUUAAUUAAAUAAAGUCAUCUGUUGUAAUCCGUUGGAAUGGUUUUUCCUUUAAAAAUGUCUACUUCAACAAUUCAUAUUUUCAUAAAGCAAAUGAAAUCAAAUAAAUAACGAAGAAACGUUGUUCAUACUUAUCAACUUCCUGCUACGCUCCUCCUUAAUUUCCCUCCUGGUCUACACUGAACCUCAAAUUUUUUGAACCUCAAAAAGUGGGGUAUAAUGUCCCCCUCUAUACUACUGAGAUAUGCACAAAAUGAUGUUGCUCUGUGAUGCUUUGCCAAGAUUAAAAGCAUGAGAGAGAGAGAGAGAGAGAGAGAGAGAGAGAGAGAGAGAUCUGAGGCACAUGUAGUAAAAAUUAUUACAUACAUUUGUCUUACUGUAAAAAUUGUUUACAAUGUAGAUGUGUUCUGCAUGUAAAGUUUACCUAAAAUGAAUCAAUAAAAUUCAAUAUAUAUAAAAGAUAACUAAUCUCAAAGAAUUUACAAUGUUCUGUGAAAUAAUCAAAUCUUGAGAAGAAUGUUUUAUAGAUAUCAGGGAACAUUAACUUAAAAUCUGAACUUAAAGUUCUUUUCAUCGUGCACUCUGUUUUACAUGCUCUUUCACAUGCGAUAAUCAUAUAUAAUGGCGAGCCAGACAAAAGUUCUAAUUUUAAUUAGACUGAAUAUUUACCAUGUCAAUAUAUUUAUUUAAUUAAGCACAAGCCUGUCUGAGUUCUUUAAUUCAUUAAUUAUUGGAGGCGAUAUGGUAAAGAUCUGCUAUAUUCAAAUAUUUAGGGUAAAGUUAUCAUCAUGCAAACAUGCACUCUAAUAACAACAUUCUACUCUUGUGUGCCUUUGGACCCCCACCCCUUUUAAUUGCACUGUUUUACAGUGUGUGGUGUGUUGUUCAAUACAAAAUAAAACAUACAUAUACAUAAUAAUAAAUAGAAAUUCAAAAGAGUAGUGUGCAAAACAUACACGUGAAAAUACAUUGGACAGAUAAUAUCGCGAGAUUUCUCAGACUCAAAUGCCCGCUUUUAUAUAGUUACACGUCAAAAGCGGAGGUUACAG